GACGUAGUUCCGCUUUGCUGGGCGCGCGGUGGACUGUCUGAAACGUAGAGCUCGGCUUUAGCUGGGGCUUCGCGGCUCGGAGCUCAGCAUGGCUACCUCACGAGGCUCCUCCACGGCAGCCAAAACUAAGGCACCUGAUGACUUAGUUGCUCCUGUUGUGAAGAAACCACACAUCUAUUACGGAAGUUUGGAAGAGAAGGAGAGGGAGCGUCUGGCCAAAGGAGAGUCUGGGAUUUUGGGAAAAGAAGGACUUAAAGCUGGAAUUGAAGCAGGAAAUAUUAACAUAACCUCUGGAGAGGUGUUUGAAAUUGAAGAGCACAUCAGUGAACGACAGGCCGAAGUGUUAGCCGAGUUUGAGAGAAGAAAGCGAGCCCGGCAAAUCAAUGUUUCCACUGAUGACUCAGAGGUCAAGGCUUGCCUUAGAGCCUUGGGGGAGCCCAUCACACUUUUUGGAGAGGGUCCUGCUGAAAGAAGAGAAAGGUUAAGAAAUAUCCUCUCAGUGGUUGGUACUGAUGCCUUAAAAAAGACCAAAAAAGAUGAUGAGAAAUCUAAGAAGUCCAAAGAAGAGUAUCAGCAAACCUGGUACCAUGAAGGACCAAACAGCCUGAAGGUCGCUAGACUAUGGAUUGCUAAUUAUUCACUGCCCAGGGCAAUGAAACGCUUGGAAGAGGCUCGUCUCCAUAAAGAGAUUCCUGAGACAACCAGGACGUCCCAGAUGCAAGAGCUGCAUAAAUCUCUCCGGUCUUUGAAUAAUUUCUGCAGUCAGAUUGGGGAUGAUCGGCCUAUCUCCUACUGCCACUUUAGUCCUAAUUCCAAAAUGCUGGCCACAGCUUGUUGGAGUGGGCUUUGCAAGCUCUGGUCUGUUCCCGAUUGCAACCUCCUUCACACUCUCCGAGGCCAUAACACAAAUGUAGGAGCAAUUGUAUUCCAUCCAAAAUCCACUGUCUCCUUGGACCAGAAAGAUGUCAAUCUGGCCUCUUGUGCUGCUGAUGGUUCUGUGAAGCUUUGGAGCCUUGACAGUGAUGAACCAGUGGCGGAUAUUGAAGGCCAUACAGUGCGUGUGGCCCGUGUAAUGUGGCAUCCAUCGGGGCGUUUCUUGGGCACCACCUGCUAUGACCGCUCAUGGCGCUUAUGGGAUUUGGAGGCUCAAGAGGAGAUCCUGCAUCAGGAAGGCCACAGCAUGGGUGUGUAUGACAUUGCCUUCCAUCAAGAUGGCUCUUUGGCUGGCACUGGGGGACUGGAUGCAUUUGGUCGUGUUUGGGACCUGCGCACAGGACGGUGUAUCAUGUUCUUAGAAGGCCACCUGAAGGAAAUCUAUGGAAUAAAUUUCUCCCCCAAUGGGUACCACAUAGCAACUGGCAGUGGUGACAACACGUGCAAAGUGUGGGACCUUCGGCAGCGGCGUUGUGUCUAUACCAUCCCUGCCCAUCAGAACUUAGUGACUGGUGUCAAGUUUGAGCCUAUCCAUGGGAAUUUCUUGCUCACUGGUGCUUAUGAUAACACCGCCAAGAUCUGGACCCACCCAGGCUGGUCGCCACUGAAGACUCUGGCUGGCCAUGAAGGCAAAGUGAUGGGCCUAGACAUUUCUUCUGAUGGGCAGCUCAUAGCCACUUGCUCGUAUGACAGGACCUUCAAGCUCUGGAUGGCUGAAUAGGCAGGACCAUGGAAAAAGGACUCUAACCUCAAGCUCUUCCCUAAGAGCCAUUUUCAAAAGAAAGGAAUUGAUAUGUUUUGUUCUAUCAUGUUUUUUGCCAAUUACAUUGUAUAGACCCUCAGAAGAAUUGGAUUUCCAUGUCAGCCUCCACUCCAGGUAGGCAGCCCAGUCUCUGGGGUUGAUGAACCCCUUUUGUAGUUGAAAUUUUUAUUUUCAUCUUCAAGCCCUGCUACGGACUGUGUAGACCUUGUUUUUAUUAAUCUUUUGUUUGAAUGCCCUAUUGCCUCCUUCACAGCACUCAGGAUUGUGACUGGCUCCAUUUUUAAUUUUGAAACUUGGCUUUCCAUUACGUGGUAUGUGCCUCAGGACUAUAUGUGACCCACAGAGCAAGCAGCUGCACUAUAGUCUGGAAGCCCUCGAGUAAAGAGGCACUUCUCACCACACACCUGGUUAACCAGUGCCUUGACAGAGUGCAAACCUUUCCUCUGCCUUUAGAACAGGAGAUGAAGAGGUGGACCACAGCUAUGCUCAGGGUUAUGCAGUAAAGAAGAUUUUACCUCUUCCUGUUGAGUUUGCUUGGAAUGCUAACCACAUCAGGAAACUCAGAACUGAACAUUUGCCCUGUCCGAAAAUGUCUUCCAUUUUGCUUUGAAGUUUGGCAUCCUUUGUGUUACCCCAAAGCUAGGCCAUUGUGUCAAGAGGCAAUGAAAUUUCUGGAAAGCAAA
Messenger RNA from Odobenus rosmarus divergens (Pacific walrus), 2379 nucleotides. RefSeq names its product PRP4 pre-mRNA processing factor 4 homolog (yeast) (gene PRPF4). The record is from RefSeq and is a predicted model, not a curated record. The coding region runs from base 89 to 1654 and encodes 521 amino acids. Gene Ontology annotation, biological process: mRNA splicing, via spliceosome. Gene Ontology annotation, molecular function: U6 snRNA binding; U4 snRNA binding; protein binding. Gene Ontology annotation, cellular component: U4/U6 x U5 tri-snRNP complex. The transcript is spliced from 14 exons. Lineage: Eukaryota; Metazoa; Chordata; Mammalia; Carnivora; Odobenidae.